UAUAUAUCGAGGUGGUAUGUGCAGAGCCAAAAAGAUCCAUUUUGGUGAAACGGCUACUGAGGAGUGUCCAGUGCCAGAGGUCUGACCAAGAAAGGCCGAGAGAAGGAAAAAAGAUGUCUUUGAGUACCUUGCGCGGCCGCCGGCCGGCAGGAGCUUUGGCAGUCGCUGCAGCUGCGGUUUGCGUGCCUGCUGGGGUACAGGGUCUCCGCUUCGACGGGAGGAAAAACCAGAUAGAGCAGAUUCCAACCAAUGUGACCACUACCACCGGCUUUCAUUACACAGACUGUAUCAACGACGAGUUGCUCGUCAGCGGUGACAAGACAGGAAACCCGAUGUCGUAUUCGGACGCACAACAUCCGAUCUUUACGAUUCAAGAACAGAGUUGUUCUGAGUUCAUUCCUUUCCCGUAGUAGAUGCCGGUCUUUUUCUGUUUGGAAUAUCUUGCACGGAUUUUAUAUUCAUUCAUCUGGAAAAAUAGAACGAAAAAUAAGAACGGUGAUGCAUUAUAUAGUCGAUAACGAUAUAUUGAGGAUAUUCAUCUCGCCAGCCACGUGGCGCUUCAAUAAUUCGGUCACAACACCAGAACUAGUGCUGCAAGGCAACAAGCGCUUAAGUUAAUAAGCGCUAGAGGCAACUGCAACAUCCCGAAUGAAGUGAAUUGUUGAAAGACAUCUUGAUCUUCUUCUUCUUCUUCUUCUUCUAAGAGAUCAGUAAUUCGUUACGACAAGGAAGUGCCUAAGCCGAAGCAAGAAGCUAUGACACACGACGUCUGCUUCAAGUUUUGCAAGGACCAAGAGGGCAUGCAAUUUUUCGGAUUGGUGCGCGGAAGCGAAUGCUAUUGCUCACCGUACUUCGUAAUGGCGGCUGGCAGCAGUCAGGACUGCGACAUGGCAUGCGAAGUACUACUGAUUGAAUAGUAUCUCGACGAGUUCUGCUGGUGCAGGUGCAACUACAUCUAGUACAUCUGUACAUCCGAAACGCAAACGAUUACAUGAUAUUGAUAAGUUGCUUCAGUAUUUGUCCCGACAACAUGAAGACUGCAAAAAUACGGAUAGAAAUACGACAACAACUGGUGAAUCAAUGUGAAACUGGACAAGACAACUGGGCUUACGGAUAAAUUCUUAUUCAAUGAAUAAGAUGAACCAGCAUCUGGAGUCUUACGACAAGUCCUGCUUAGCUCUUGCUUUCAGUAAUUUUGCUUUCAAUCAAGGCGAAGAAGAAUAGACCAUCACUCACAGUGUCUUGUACAAGUUAAGAAUAUCUUGAUGGAAAGACAUGGGUAUCCCCCCCCAUAUCUAGGCCCCGCGGGAACAAUUUUUUGAUUCCACUGUACUGUACACAAGAAAGGACUAUUGGGUGAGUAGUCCAUAACGAUUUUUAAGAGCAGAAAUAAUAUAGGUCCCACGUCCUCCACAUCUCCAUUACCUAUCAGGGCAACGCGGGUGAAAUGUGUGGUGGGCAAACGAAGGCCAGUCUGUUCGAAAUGCAUGGGUGCGAACCGCCGGCUGUGAUGUCCCCAGAUAUCGUGGCGAGCUAUUUCACGACUGCCGAUGAGCUCCAGUCGACUCUUAAUACCGCAUUGGGCACGGCAAAGGACAUCCUAGAUGGCGGCAAAGUGCUUGCGGAUGCACAAGGAAAGGUUGGCAAUAAAAUCGCGUUGCAGCACCACCAGGACAUGAUGGCAUCGCAAAACGCCGUCGCAGAUCGCGUGAAAGUACUACAACGACCUCUCAUUUAUCUCUCCUCUGUGCUGGUGUUUGAGAUUUAGAUUAUUUAGAUUUUUUAGAUUUUCCAUUUUUAGAUUGCAGCAUGGUCUUCUUGGGCAAGAAUGUAUCGGAAUUGGGACGAACAGAGAACAUUUCCCACUUACAUCUGAAUUUGUUGUGAAUACCGUUACCAUUAUAAUGAAAUUUGAUAAAAUAAACUAGGCUUUCACCUUCGAUGCCGUGGCGGACAUCGAUUUGUUGAAGAAGCAAACUAGCGCCUAUCAGACGGAAGCAGCGAAGCUGGGACCGCAAGAACUGAUUGAAAUGACUCGAACUUUGAACGCAACAGCGCAGAAAGUCCUCUAUGAUACUUGGGAAUUGGAGAAAGUUGCCGAAACAGUCUUUCCGAAGGGCGGAGGCCACGCAGAUGCGGCCACGUAUCGACUUACUUUUUUUGCUACGAUUACAAAGAAUUACGAUAACAUUCAGAGGAAAAGACGAAGUAGCAGACUUGAAUGGAAAUGGAUUUCUAAAUUUUCUAAAAAGUCUAAAUCUGUGCAAUAAUGAUGGAUUUUUUGGGCAACGGUUGGUUGCUCCUCUGCGAGCACUCAGCGUUGUCCCGCAUGGAUUUGAAACACAUAAGCAGGUUCUAUGCUUCCGUCGCAGUCGGGGAAGACAGCCAGCCGCAGGAUGCCUCUUGCGCAGGCACAGUGAUCAUGCCGGUGAGCGCUGUUGUGGAUGGCAUUGCGGGUUGCGCAGCGCGCUGCCGCAAGACUCUCGCCCCCAACACUUGUGUAGGAUUCCAGACUUACAACGGCUACCUCGACAAGGAGGCUGGCGAGGUACUUGUUUCAAUAGUAAGUAGGGUCAAGAUUUUUUAGUACCACCAGAGCCCCGAAUGACGACAGUUGAUGUAACAUACAUGCAUGGCCUGAACCUAAAAACCAAAACAACAUGUACUUUGUUGUAUAUACAUUUUUUCCAUUACAUCAAAUCUGUUUUCUGGUCGUCGUAACGAUCAUGAGGUUGAGGAUGAACUACAUCACAAAAGUGCUUGUUACAAUACGAUGACGAUGAACUACUACGACGAUCAUGUACUCAGGUGAUGUGCCUCUUGUUUUCGGAGAUGACGGGAGUGAUGAAGUACACUGGCACUGACUGUGGUGCUGGUCAUAGCGCCAAGUGCUAUAUCCCGGUGGCCGGUGAGACACUCAAAGCAGCCCUCGAGCCGAAGACGGAGCUGAUCGCUCAAUGCUUUGCCGAGAAACCCGAACCAACCACAACCACCACCACAACCUUAUGACGGGAAAACGAAAGCAAUGAUCCCAAUUUUUAGAGAAAUUCCGUAGAAGUUUAGGAAAAUUCCAAUUUUUAGAGAAGACAACAGCUGUUGUAGAAAAAUGCAAAAGGAAAUAGAAAUACCCUAGAAGUGUGCUGUCCUCCUCGGUAGAAGUGCAUCUGCUCUACUAAGAAGCUGCAACUAUUAAAACUCGAUGACUGACUUUUUAACUUAUAAUAACCCCAUAAUUAGUUACACUUUCUUCAUAUUCCACGACCACAACCACCGUGAGCGUGCCGAAGGAGGUGAAGUUGCUCACAUGUGUCCCGAGCGGACCGCAAGAGGGCGCCUUCACCGACAAGUCCUACGACUACUUCGUGCGCGACAACGUGUUGACGCAGAAGUCGAAACCGGGCAAGGGCAGUCUGAAUAUCCACGUUGGUACCUGGAACGACAAGCUGUUUGCGAAUGGCACACCGCUGCAUUGCCCAGGCGGCAAGAAGCGCAGUGCAACUGUGAAGAAGGCAAGAGACGGAUGCAAAGGGUCCUACUUCACGGAACCGUCACCAUGCACAUACGUCAUGCAUGUCUGCUGCUAGGUGUAGUAGGGCUUCACAUAUUCUCAUAUUAAGCCUAGAAGGUGUAUAAUGAAUGUUACCGUUAUGAUCGAAAAAUAGCAAGGCGGGUUAACAUCAUGAUGUUCAUAUUGUAGUAGCUUUUGGAUUUGUAAAUUGUAGAUAAUCUAUUUUGACAGUGUGGGACGGUUUCAAGAACAGGACAUAUAGUGGUUGAGAAAUAGCCUUGUAACAAUUCAGUUUAGAAAACGCUUGCAUUUCUCGUUUUUCCGAAAAUUAGCACAGCGAUCGCUUGAUGUUAGAUGAAAAAGAGUCACGCCUGGAAAUUGCACUGUCAUGCUAAUAUAAUUUUCAAAUGAACUGAAAUGAAUCCUUUCGUACUACUUAGAUUUAUCCCUAGGUAGUCGGAAUCUCCAUAUUAUCUUGUUCUUUCACUAUUUCACAACCGUUUUAACCACGCACACGACUAUGUCAAUACAUACUGAUAAUCCGCAUUCUUUCAUACUAGUAUCAUGGAACCAACGAACUACAUCUUCUUAUCCGUAUUCAAAUUCAUCUGUAGUCUAUCAAACACAUGAUGUAUACUUAGAAUGAUAUCUUUGCAUAGUUAGAAGAAGCACGUAUUCACAUGACCAAUUUCGCUCCUUUCUGUCUUUUGUAGUUGAUAACCCUGUCACAGGAUGUGGGCCAGCAUCAGUCAGAAGUUUCUUUAUCAUCAUCGCGUAUGGAUACUGCUUGUCUGGACUUUCUUUUUUAUGCUUUCGUCUCAACGAAAUACAGUGUGUGUGUCAUUUUUUCUCCGAUAUUUUGUGCUUGGACUACUUGGACUUUCAUCUCUGCGACUGUGAUGUCAACAUGCUGUGCUGGAUUCUUCAACUACGAUAUUCCGGGAGUCGCGAAAGAUCAAAGGGUUCCUCACUUGUCUGCAAGUGAUAUAGACCGUGGUCGCGUCAUGCAAUCAUCAUGCGAAGGCUCGUUUGGCUCCGUGCCACUAGCAGCACACGCACAGGAAGAUGCUUUGGGCGUUUUGUUGACUGUGUCGCCUCAACAACUAGUAGUUUCAGGGAUCCAUCAACACUGCAGUG
Molecule: messenger RNA, 4645 nt
Organism: Amoebophrya sp. A25
Lineage: Eukaryota; Dinophyceae; Syndiniales; Amoebophryaceae
Source: the annotation of a GenBank genome assembly